This is a messenger RNA of Pelobates fuscus (common spadefoot toad), 3979 nucleotides long. It is a transcript of the gene GPR176, whose product is annotated as G protein-coupled receptor 176. Lineage: Eukaryota; Metazoa; Chordata; Amphibia; Anura; Pelobatidae. Gene Ontology annotation, molecular function: G protein-coupled receptor activity. Gene Ontology annotation, cellular component: plasma membrane. The transcript has 3 exons. Bases 490 to 2049 code for a protein of 519 amino acids. Gene Ontology annotation, biological process: G protein-coupled receptor signaling pathway. The record is from RefSeq and is a predicted model, not a curated record.
CAGAGGGAGGAUUCGUUGUAUCACUGUGCUUCCAUGAUUCUAUAGCAUCACCCUGGGUGACUGCUUCCUUUAGUCUUUCUAUGUUUCUAUCCUUAUCGGCUAGAAGGUGAUCAUAAAGGCAGCUGGGACCCUCUUGCCCUGGACUCUCUCUGGAAGGACCAAGAAGAGUGAUGAGAUUCAGGGCGAGCUGUUUGAGCCCCCCUCCUCUUUCCCAGGCGCUUGACACGAUUUGGAGGAGAUGCUUGCUGGGGGCGAGAGGCAGAGAGGAGGAUGUGUUGUCUUCUACAUGCCCUGGUCACAGCCAGAGGAGGACCGGCUGAAGGACACCCGUGAGAAGAUGCACAGCCCCAGGACAUGGCUUGCCAUCAUCACCUUGAGGUGGGCUCACACAACCAGGCACAGCACCGAGCUGACUGAGGGCUCCAAAGCCAUCAAUCCAGCACAGCCCAUGGCCCAGCAGCAGAUGCAAUAAGAGGGAAAGGAUUCACCAUGGGGGAUAACGGCAGCUGGAGUUUCAGGAACCGGAGCGACCUUAGCUUCUAUCAGUCGGCGACCAGGUCUCUAGAGAUCAGGAAUGUGUCCCUUUCACACGUCAUGUGGGGCAACCGGAGUGCAUCUGAUGGGCUCAGCUAUAGGCAUUUCACCAUCAGCGUCCAAGUUGUCAUUUUUAUCGGGUCUUUGCUGGGUAACUUUGUUGUCCUGUGGUCAACCUGCAGAACAUCUGUCUUGAAGUCGGUGACCAACAGAUUCAUGAAGAACCUGGCUUGCUCUGGGAUCUGUGCCAGCUUGGUGUGUGUGCCUUUUGACAUUAUCCUCAGCGCCAGCCCGCACUGUUGUUGGUGGAUAUACACACUGCUCUUCUGUAAAACCAUCAAGUUUUUACACAAAGUGUUCUGUUCUGUGACCGUUCUCAGCUUUGCCGCCAUAGCAUUGGAUAGGUAUUACUCGGUCUUGUACCCAUUAGAAAGAAAGAUCUCGGAUGCCAAAGCCAGAGACUUGCUGAUCUACAUCUGGGCUCAUGCUGUUGUUGCCAGCAUCCCAGUGUUUGCUGUGACGAACGUGACUGACAUUUAUGCCAUGUCCACUUGCUCCCAGUCAUGGGGUUACUCUUUGGGACACCUUGUCUAUGUUCUAGUGUACAACGUCACUACGGUGCUAGUACCCGUUGCUGUUGUUUUCCUUUUAAUGCUUCUCAUCCGAAGAGCACUGAGUGCGAGUCAAAAAAAGAAAGUGAUCAUAGCAGCUCUGAGAACACCCCAAAAUACCAUAUCAAUCCCAUAUGUUUCCCAAAAAGAGGCCGAACUUCAUGCCAUGUUACUGUCCAUGGUCCUGAUCUUCAUUCUCUGCAGUGUUCCUUACGUGACCUUGGUUAUAUACCGCACUGUGCUCAACGUUUCUCAAAUCUCAGACUUUUUAAUGCUCACUGCCAUCUGGUUGCCUAAGGUUUCCUUGGUCACCAACCCCCUACUUUUCUUGACUGUGAACAAAUCUGUACGCAAGUGUGUGGUGGGCACCAUUGUACAGCUGCACCGCAGGUAUAGCAGGAGAAACGUGGUCAGUCUUGGCUCGGUAGCAGAGGUGAACUUGGAGCCUAGUGUGCGCUCAGGUAGCCAGCUUCUCGAGAUGUUCCACAUUGGACAGCAGCAGAUCUUCAAGUCUGUUGAAGAGGAUGAUGAUAAUGAGAUCAAGUCUGAAGGUGCCAGAAACUACAAAGUGAAAGAGGCAUUACCCAGUACCAGCAACGCGGUGGAGGAAACUCUCGUACAGAGGUUCAUUCCGCAGAGCGCAGAAUCUGCGUCCCAAGUUGCACCCUUAAUGCCCGGUGAGGCAGAGGUGCUUAAUGACAAAUAUUCCAUGCAGUUUGGGUUUGGACCUUUUGAGUUACCCCCUCAGUGGCUUUCUGAUAAACGGAAUAGCAAGAAGCGCCUUUUGCCCCCACUGGGAAAUACCCCAGAGGAGUUAAUCCAGACUAAACAACCCAAGUGCAGAACUGAACGUAAAAUUAGCAGGAAUAAUAAAGUGUGCAUUUAUCCUAAAGUUGAUUCCUAGUCCAGCACAACUCUUUGUCUCCAAGAGAGAUCCUAUGGAUCUACACGCCAAGCUUGUUAAACGUGCCAAAACGUGUACAUAACAGGACGAAGAUGCACAAUCAAAGUGUUCCUUAAUAACCUGGGCAAACCUUUCAGAACUGUAAUAAAUAAACAAAACUGUUUCAUAAUUUUUUUCUGAUGCUGGGAAACUGAGACAAUUUCUAAAUAACAGAAUACGGCUGUUUUUUGGGGUUCUUUUUUUUAUUUUUUUUGCAGUUUUCAAGCUUUCUUAGCCCUGCACAAAUACAGCCAUCUCACAACAACACAUUAAUGGCUCAGGUUAAUUUAAGCUCACAUGUGAAUUUCAAAUUAUUGACACAAUCUAGCACCAGUUCUGUUUUGUUUGAUAACAACGUCUGUGCUCUUUAUAGAGAGGUCUUCUCUCUUGUUUUUAACUGUAAAUCUGCAGUACAGACCAGGUAGUGCUGCCACGAAGUGGUUGCAGAAGGUAAUGCGUUUCCGGGCCACAUUGGUUACAGUAUUUCUAAGAAAUGUUGAUGUUAGAAUAAUAUGUGUAAAAAGUUAUCUUGGUACACUAAUGGUAUAGUAACCCUGCAAAACGUGUUUUGUAAACUCAAAGUUUUCUGCCUAAGAUUAAAUUACACAGUGGUUCUUAACCCCCGCAUUGGGACCCAAAAAUAGAUUUUAGGGUUAAGAAAAAGCACAUUAUACUCAUGAUAACUAGAGGAGGACAAAUAGACCCAAAUGAUGCCCUUCUCCUUCCUUCAUGCAUUGUGUGCCUGACUGUGCCUGUAAUGAACUCAAUUCUAAAUCUUUGUAAUAUGCAUUUAAAAGAAAAUGGAGGAUUGUAUAAAAAAAAAAUGAAUUAACACAAGUUACUGUUAAUUUUUCAUGAAUAAUUCAAUUGUCUAAUUUCCAAAGAAGUAGCAGUUCCCUUAUAAGAACUUUUGUCCUAGCAUAACAACAGAACUAUUCAUUUCUAUAUCCUGCUUGUGUGGUUUUUAUAUAUUUUUAAUAUGCAUACCAUUGUUCGCUCACUUCCUACUGACUUUAAUGAUCCAGAUUAGUGAUUACGAAGUGAUUGAACUAAUGCAGUCCGAUUCUAGGUUAUAAACAAAUCACAAGUAGCAGAGUAAGGAAUAAAUUGAUCUAGAAAAGCUGGAACCACAGAUUCACUGUACCAUGGAUCCUUCUUUUUCGAUGGGUCUCAUUUAUAUCGGGUUGUUUGUGAGGUUAAAAUCUGUUAUUUUUCUGGUGUCACUUAGUUAUGACAAAACCCUCUAGGCCGCCAGAUACUUAACAUCUGUACGCCCAUUAGUCCUCUGUACUGUGAGAUUGGUUGCUCUCCGAACCGAUGCCUUAGUGCAUUUCUCUGUUAAGCGUUUCGUCAAUGUGAAUUUCAGUAGGUUCUACAAAAGAACUAGCAAUAUUUUAUUUGUGUAUUCUACUAAGCCUUUGCUGUGUGAAUCUUGCUUUUAAAACAAAGUCCGCGCUAACCCGUUUUUAAAGACAGGAUGAGCUGUAUAACUUUUCUAACUUAACUUUUUAUAUUUAAAGAGAGCAAAGAUGCUCAAACACAUCAACACUCCUUGGGAGCAGAGAGAGAGGGGUAACACUGCAUGGUGGCUGAUGUCUGAAUGCAUGUCCACUGGUUCCGAGGCACUGUGACUUUAAUAAUGCCAGUAACAUGUAUAAUCUGAUGUGCAGUAUUAAUGCAGUGAGGAAGGGGAACAGUCGAAAAACUUGGUCUAUCAUCACCUGCAUGAAAUUGAAGACAUUUUCAUUGCUAAUGAUUUAUACCCUAAACUUACUGAAUUCCUUUAUAUAAAUCUGACUUCUACCCAUGCAUUCCCUCUUAUUACAAUAUUUACAUCAAGUAUCGCCCAUGUUUUGGCCAUGCACAAAAAUAAACAAGGAUUUGAAUGCUC